Molecule: messenger RNA, 3413 nt
Organism: Peromyscus maniculatus bairdii (prairie deer mouse)
Lineage: Eukaryota; Metazoa; Chordata; Mammalia; Rodentia; Cricetidae
Source: RefSeq, a predicted model, not a curated record
AGGGAGGGGCUUCCUGACAGGAAAUUGUCCUCCUCCAAGCCCCCCCUCCUCAGAUCCAAGCUCUCAGCAGUCCUGGCCCAAGUAGUCUGGUGACUGGACAGCAAGAGGGGACAGAGGGACAGGCACGGACAGAAGACAGGAGGUGCCAGCCUGUCAAAAUGCCAAUCCUGAAGAGUCUGGGGGUGGGAGACCCCAAGGUGCCGCGGGCAGGGACUCUGCCCCUGCGGUCCUCUCGCAACCCCUUUGAAGACGCUCCAGCGCUGGAAGAAGAGGCCGGGGAGCCGGGGACACUGCCCAAUGGGACAUCGUGUGGCCGGCGGGCCACGCUGGAGAAGCUGGCCGGUCUGGCCCACUUCCGACUGGGCUGGACCUCGGGCCGACGGGCAGGCAGCCCCGGGGACGGGCAAGCCCGCUCUUUCUUGGGCCGUGUGCUGGCACCGGGUAUACGGAGGAGCUCAGCCGAUUUUGGCCUCCUGACCCGCUUUCAGGGGUUCCGAACCCAUGGCGAUGAGGAGCCAACUGGAGAGGCGGCUCGAAGACUGGCUUUCCUGAGACUCGGGCGUGGGCCCAAGCCCCGGCGGGCAUCCCUGGCAGAGAGAGUGGUACCUGCGGGCGAGGCGGCCCCUGAGCCCCCACCCAAAGUCCCGGAGCCCCCAAAGAUGAAGGAACCACUAUCGGUGCUGGAGAUCCUGGGCCUGAUCCAGAAGCGCGAGCUGGCGCGGGCGGACGAGCACAUCCUGGAGCUGGAGGCGGAGGCGCCGGCGGAGGUCUACCUGCGCGGCUACCACGAGGCGCUGGCCGAGUGGCUCGGGGCGGCCGCGCGCCGCAGGCUCCCGCUGGCCGAUCGCUACGCCCUGCUGCACUGGCACCAUCAGGUGUACCCCAGGGAGAUCCUGGGCCUGGUAGACGUGGUCACCUUGGAGAAUGGGGAGCUGGGGCCCCUUCUGUCCGCUGGCACCCUGCGUGGUUUGGAAGAUGAAUGUGUCACAGAUGUGAAGGCUCAGACCCGUGCAGCCCUUCUCCGAGUGCUGCAGGAAGAUGAGGAAAAGUGGGCCAGCAUGGACUACAGGCCCAGCAACCUGGCCCAAGAUGUUUGUGAGCUGCUGGAAGAACACACAGAGAGAGCGCCCCACAUCAGUCAGGAGUUCGUGGAGAGAAUGGCACACUGCUGUCUGGGCGGGCUGGCGGAGUUCCUGCAGAGCUUCCAGCAGCGAGUGGAGCGAUUCCACGAGAACCCAGUGAUCCGUGAACUGCCCUCUGAGACCUACAUCAGCAGGACUAUCUCUCUGGUCAACUGUGGGCCCCCCCUGAGGUCUUUGGCUGAGCGACUGGCCAGGGUGGGGCCCCCUGAAAGUGAGCCGGCUCGGGAAGCUUCAGCCAUGGCUCUGGACCGUGUGACCCGACUCUGCCAUCAUGUCCUUGCCGAAUUGUUAUUCCAGGAACUACAGCCGCACUUCAGCAAGCUGAUGCGCAGGAAGUGGCUGAGCAGCUCCGAGGCUCUGGAUGGCAUCGUGGGCACACUCGGCGCCCAGGCCCUGGCCCUGCGCAGGAUGCAGGAUGAGCCUUACCAGGUGCUGGUGGCCGAACUGCACCGCCGGGCGCUGGUGGAGUACGUGCGACCACUGCUGCGCGGACGCCUGCGCUGCCGCUCGGCGCGGACCCGCAGCCGCGUGGCCGGGAGGCUCCGAGAGGAUGCCGCGCAGCUGCAGCGGCUGUUUCGGCGGCUGGAGUCCCAGGCGUCCUGGCUGGACCAGGUGGUACCGCAUUUGGCCGAGAUCCUGCAGCUGGAGGACACUCCGAGCAUCCAGGUGGAGGUCGGGGUGCUUGUGCGGGACUACCCAGACAUCAGGCGCAAGCAUGUGGCAGCCCUCCUGGACAUCAGAGGACUGCGGAACGCAGCUGCCCGUCAGGAGAUUCUGGCGGUGGCCCGGGACCUGGAACUCUCUGAAGGUGGUGCCCUAUCACCCGCUCGGGACCGCGCCUUCUUUGCGGACAUCCCCGUGCCCCGCUCAUCCUUCUGCCUCGGCCUCCCUCUCCUCCUGGGGCGCCUCCCGGUCUCCCGGCUGGCCAGGCCCAGCCUGGCUUGUCUGCCCCUGCGGCCACGGCCUCCGUCGUCAGUUCGAGCCAGAGCCCAGCGCUGAGGCUGCUGGUGCCCAUGCUGCUGCUGAUCCACCCUCCUCCCUCCCACGUGACCCCUGGCCUGAGACGCGGGCCUCCGGGACGGGAGGUGCCUUGGCUAGCCCACCCAGCCCGGAGUGUCCCCCCUAGAAGGGAAACAGAGGCCGGGAUGAGUGAAGAGUCCUCCCCCCCUCCCCCCCCAGGCCACCGAGGUCAUUCCCGGCACCCUCCUCCCCCAUAGCCCAGCAUGGCGGGGAGCCUUCUGGAAGGCUCUACACAAAUAUCCCCGCCCCACCUCCUCUUCCCUCACCUCAAGGUCUGGCCCCCAUCCAACGUACUAAGGAAUGGUAGAUACUUAGAAUAAAGAGGUUUCUAUUUAACACUAGGAAGGGCAGAGUCCCAAGCGCAGGGGAGGGCAGACAGGGCCCGGGGCCAAGCGCUCUUUGCACACACCCAAGGCCACCAGGGCUGGGGUCCAACUCCGAGGGAGGACAGCGAACGUGCACAGGAGCCGCAGCAGGCCAGACUCUGCCCAGCUGCCCGCUGAUCCCGGGUCCUUGAUCUGUGUGGCUCCGAGGCAGGCGCUCGACCGCUCUGAGCCGGACACCUCUAUUUUAUUUAUCCCGGUGUCUGACGCUCUGGGUUCCCUGUUGCCACCUUGGCACGGCCCUCCCCAUCCAUGCUUAGCGAGGGGAGCCUUGUCCAGAGAGGAAGGAGCUGGGGGGUUGGGCCGGCGGCAUCCAGGGCGCCCUCCUGGGUUGAUGCAGGAAAAGUCUCAGGGUGGGAAAAUUUCCAGCCUCUCAAGCCGGAGCCCAGCCGGAUCCGAGUCCCCACUUAGUCCUUGAGGUCAUCUCCCUGCUGACCUCUGCCCCUCCGGCCUCAGCUGGACGGCUUGUGAUGGAUGCUUCCUGGCCUGGGUUGUGUUUUAUUUUAUUUUUUUUUUUCCCUGAGAAGUCAGAAAGAGGAGGCAGCCAGGGGUCAGCCCGGGGGCCGGGGUUGGAACCUCACGCACGUCUCUCUGGACAUUGGCAACAACAUGGGGGCCCUAGGCUCCACGAGUCUCCGGCUGUGUGCUUCAGAAGGGAAGCUGUCCGUCUCUGGGUUGUGCUUCCUGUCUCUCCUGGGAAAUUGCUAAACUUCUCUCUGUCCGUGAGACGCCCAGAGGAUGUCCCGCCUCCUUCCUUGACCUUCUGAAAGUGACACCUCAAUGUCAUUGACGUACAGGAGAGGGGAACUGACUGGGCAGGCUGUUGCGUUGGUGGGCGCUUGCACAAUUACACAUGUAUUUCAUCUCA